Molecule: messenger RNA, 1655 nt
Organism: Paramuricea clavata
Lineage: Eukaryota; Metazoa; Cnidaria; Anthozoa; Malacalcyonacea; Plexauridae
Source: the annotation of a GenBank genome assembly
UGCUUUUCAGCUUUUGAAUGGCAAGAAAGUUGAACUCCACUUAUAUAAACUCCACUUAUUUUGUUUAUUUUCCACUUAAUCAAAUUUCCUUUCACCACCUGUAGAGCGGAAACACCAAGUAUAUUGCUACAUUGAAUCAUUGUUUGUUGACAAGAAAUUCAAAUGUCAACAUUUAAAAUAUAUUUGGUUACUGAAACGACACUAAAACUCAAAAAUGUCUGCAGAUUCGGUAACAAGCGAGCCUAGACCAGGUCCUAAUGAUGCUGAAAAAGGCACAGCAUGGCAUGGCAUAUCUGAGCUACAUCGUGCAGCAUUGGGAAGCGCUAAUGAUGUUCGAUCGCUACUUCUGAAGGGUGUAGAUGUGACAGUCCACAACAACUUUGGGGAGACACCACUGCACUAUGCUUGCCAAGCUGGGAACUGGGGUGGUGUAUUUCAACUGUUAUUGUUUGGUGCUAACUUGUACGAUGUUGAUAAGGGUGGAAGAUGGUGCAUUCAUCAUGCUGCUAGGAGUGGCUGUGUGUAAGAUCAUUGUUUAUAUUGAGAAUUAACUUGCAAUUAUCAAUUAUUAAUUACUUGAACACGCAAAAUGUACAAACUAUAAUAUAGGGCAUAAUGCCCUGCUGCCAGAAUAUGUUUUGGAAAAAAAAAUAUAUGAAAAAAAAAAAUAUAUAUAUAUAUAUAUAUAUAUAUAUAUAUAUAUAUAUACAUAUAUAUUUAUAUUUAACAAAUAUAAAACAUUUUCCGUGUUGAUAUACAGUUAUAUCAACACGAGUGGAAAUUGGGAAAACGAGAAAUUGUGUGGAAACACGACGCCCGAAGGGCGGAGUGUUUUCACAGAAUUUCGAGUUUUCCCAACUUCCACGAGUGUUGAUAUAACUAUAUAUCAAUACGGAAAAAAUGUUUUAUAUUUGUUUUAUAAUAUAGCAAUGUCAAAAGCCCGAAGAAUAAGAAAAAUUUCCGUGUUUACAAGCGGCGGAAAAUUUCCCGUGUUGACAUGGAGUUAUAUCAACACGGCUCUUACAUUUACUUACAGAAUUUACAAAUGCUAUAUAUAUAUAUAUAUAUAUAUAUAUAUAUAUAUAUAUAUAUAUAUAUAUAUAUAUAUAUAUAUAUAUAUAUAUAUAUAUAUAUAUAUAUAUAUAUAUAUAUACUUAUAUAUAUAUAUAUAUAUAUAUAUAUAAACUUACAUUUUUUUAAAAGAAACCAUUCCUCUUGAAGAGUUGAAUCAUCUGGUUUUAGAGAGAGAAAAAUGAAGAAAUAAGAUAACCUGUUACAAAAUGGGUUAAUAACCAUAAAUAGGGGUUCAGAUUUUAUUUCCACUACGACUACCUCUCACUUGAUUGGUAGAGAUAGUGGAAGUCAAAUCUGAACCUCCCCAUAAUCACCUUACGCCAUUGUGUUUCAGACUGACAUUUCAGUAUCUAGAAUUUCUUGGUGUGAACAAGUGGCAAAGAGAUAAAAAGUAAGGUGUAGUCAUUCUGUUCUGUGUGAAUUAUUUAUGAAAAUUUUGUUAGUAAAUAACUAAGAAAUAUAUUUAUUUGUGUAGAGGCCGCACUGCCUUGCAUCUUGCUGUAGAACAUGGACAUAUUGAACUGAUUAAAUAUCUUGUAAAACAAAAGGUUAGAGAGGUUACAGAGGGUGCCCGAGGUAAC